AUGGCAGAGCCUGAUUUCCUAAUCUCAGUGCCACUAGCAUUCUUUGAAGAGACGUUCAAGUACGAAAGAAGACGGCCCGAGAAUUUUGUUAGUAGACCCGACGAAUUACCAGGCAUGCAAAAUGACAACGAAUCUCACGUUGCGUCAUGUCGUGAAGAAGUGAUUCCCACCAUGAAGAGUUUUUUGAUAAUAUUUUGUGUGCCAGAGGAAGUAGAGACAUAUCUACAAGAGUAUGAUCGAACUAUUUAUAUGAAAAAAGGAUAUGUUGAAGUGAAGAGACACUGUUGCGCGCUUGAAAGACAUGAAAAUACUCUGACAAUGAUAGCAGCUAAGCUAGAUCUGGAGUAUGCAAUAAAGUCAGUAGAAGAAUUGGAACGACUUCUACAAGUCAGUAAUAGGUUUCUACCAGGCUGUCCCCAGAACAAGAUACAGAUAGAGGACGAGUAUUGGAUCAGUUAUCUCGAUAGUAUUGCGUUUCCAGCAAUGGAUGCUGAUGUACGAAAAGCAUUACGUAACCUAAACUCGUUGGACUGCGCGUUUGAAGAAAUUGAAAGAGCCAAAAUCGAAAUGACAAGAAUGAAAGAAUAUUCAUCUCAGAGGUUAGACGCCAUUAAUAGUGCCAUGGAGAAUUUGAACGAUGCAGAUGGUGAAGAUAAAGCGUUGAUGAAUGGUUGCCUAGUGUGGUUACGGAAAGAGAAGGAUGUAGUUUUGGAGAUGACUGUAGAAGUAUACAAGGUAUUUGGUGAGUCAAACGCGGAUAAUAUGGCAAGGGAAGACGAAAUAGAAAACUAUUUGUAUGGAGGAGAGGUUAGUAUAGACUUUAAUGACAUAGAUGAGACUAUGUACGAAUAUGGUGAAAAUGAUAAUAUUGAUAUGGAAAUUAUAACAUAA
This is a messenger RNA of Paraglomus brasilianum, 891 nucleotides long. The record is from the annotation of a GenBank genome assembly. NCBI's taxonomy places the organism in Eukaryota, Fungi, Glomeromycota, Glomeromycetes, Paraglomerales, Paraglomeraceae.